AUGCAUAUUUACGAAGAUGGAAAGGAGGUGGAAGAGGUUCCUAUCUAUGAGUUGACUACACAUGCUGAUAUUGUGAAAAAGAUGGAGGAAAAGGGCUUUCAACUCAAGUCUAGUCAAGAAUUAUUGAAAGAUCGUUUGCUGAAGAGUGAUUUAGCAAACUUGGAAGCGUCUUCCUUGGCUGGAAAAUCUACUCUCUAUAUGGUCGCUGGAACAAUCGGGAUAGUCAUUCUUUUCCUAGUCGUUCGUGGUAAAACGAAGGCAAGGAAAUUGAGACUUGUCCGAUAG
This is a messenger RNA of Cylindrotheca closterium, 285 nucleotides long. NCBI's taxonomy places the organism in Eukaryota, Bacillariophyta, Bacillariophyceae, Bacillariales, Bacillariaceae. The record is from the annotation of a GenBank genome assembly.